Molecule: messenger RNA, 258 nt
Organism: Enterobius vermicularis (human pinworm)
Lineage: Eukaryota; Metazoa; Nematoda; Chromadorea; Rhabditida; Oxyuridae
Source: the annotation of a GenBank genome assembly
AUGCACCUUGUUUUUUACGGUCCACCAAAUAGUGAUGGAUGGCUAAAAUUGCUGCAGUUGAAGUUUCACUGUUACAGAUCUGCAGUCAUACGUUAUGAUACCAACAGUGAAGCACUGAACACUGUGGAGGAAAAUUCUGAGCUUACAUUGCCGUCACCUGGUAUCAUGUCAACAGUGUGUCAUCAUCCAACACCAUCACCUAUCGUCAUCAUUUAUCUCCCUACAAAUGGUUUACUGGAGCUCAUAGCGGGGUCAUAA